UUUCUUCUUUAGAAAUUCACGAAAUAUCCAUUUCGCUUCAAGCAUAAAAAAAAAUCUUUUAAUUCCAACAAGGAAAUAGCGCUAUUGAGAAAUACAUCGUAUUUUUAUUCGAUUAUGCGAUUUCCAGAGUCAGAAAUUACAAACGAUCUUUAUUUCUAUCCGUCAGUUCGCUGACCCUAAUCUAAUUUUGUACACUAAAUCACCCGGCUUAUCAAUCUAAUUCUCUUUUAAAUUAGAUUAUCUCAUCUGCGAUACGAAAACACAGAUAAAGAAAAUUCGACUGACUGUAGUGUCCUAUAAACGACUUUCUACAGUUAUAAAACUCGUUUAUUCAAAUUCGUCAUUCAAGCGCGACGUUUGGCUCGGUCGCUAACUCGCAUGGCAACUUACCUACAGUCGCUCGUCAACUGUCUUCUCGGCGGCCGUGGCCGCGCGCGGCCACCGGAGCUAAUGAGAAGAUCCUUACGUUCCCCGGAAUCCGUUACGUGGUAUCGUCGCGCCGCGCUUUUGUCCAGCGUUAUCACGGUGAGGAGGCGGCGACAGGACAGGACCGGGUGGUCGCGCGUGGUCUGUGAUACUUGUCCGCGAGGAGGAAGACAACGACGACGAGCACGACGACGACGAUAACGAGGACGACAACGACGACGCCGCUGCGACGAGGAUGACGUCCCGUCACGAGAAGGAGCGCGCUAAGCAGAUCCAGGAGAAAUGUCAGAACCUGCUGACGCAGAUGCUUCGCGACGAGGACAACAAGUAUUGCGUUGACUGCGACGCGAAAGGACCAAGAUGGGCUAGCUGGAAUCUAGGAAUCUUUUUGUGUAUCCGAUGUGCUGGUAUACACAGAAAUCUCGGAGUACACAUAAGCAAAGUUAAAUCUGUUAAUUUGGAUACAUGGACACCGGAACAAGUAGUGAGUUUACAACAGAUGGGCAAUUCUCGAGCCAGAGCGGUCUACGAAGCAAAUCUUCCAGAUAGUUUUCGAAGACCUCAAACGGAUUGCAGCCUGGAAAGCUUCAUUCGAGCGAAAUACGAACACAAAAAGUAUAUAGCCAGGGAAUGGGUGCCACCACCUUUACCAAAGGUAAAUUGGGACAAAGAACUCGAUGAGGAGGCCGAAAGGCAACGCAGACGGAAAAAGGAGACCUCCGAGGCCGCGACCACUGUGCUCCCACCUGUAAAAAAGCCGGAAGUAGUGCCUCAAUUGCCGAAACCUCGUAGUUCCGUCAGUCCUAAGCUUGCCAGAACGAAAGAAAGUUCCGCGAUAUUUGAUCUCUUGGGUCUCGACGCGCCAGCAACCAAUCAGACAAGCGUGAACGGUGGCGGAGACGACGUGUUCUCCUCAUUCUUGUCCGCUCCGCCUAACUCGAUGGCUUCUUCAACUGGGAAUGACGCUUCGAACGGAAGUAAAACAACCGGCAGCACGGGUAAAAGCGAGGAGGAAAACAGCUUUUUCGAUCAACCGACUCCGCUACCUCAGGAGAAGAGCAAGAUGACAAAGGACAGUAUUUUAGCGCUGUAUGGCACUCCGAGUCAUCAACCGGCGAUUUAUGGUGUCCCAGCGGGAGUGUAUCCUCAGCAUUCCAUGCCGUAUAAACAGCAAAUGCCAAAUGUGGGUGCCUUCGGACAAAGUUCCUUGGCUGGUCAACUCGGCCAGCUGCCCGCGCAGAUGCCGGUCGCCAGUCAGAUACCGGUAAAUCAAAAUCAGAUCAUGGCGAAUGCCGGCUCGAUAGGCGCCGCCGUGGCGGCUAAUCCUUUGGGCUUGCACAUAGGACAAAUGAAUCAUCAACUGAAUGGCGUUCCAGCCCCUGCUAUUUCGAUGCAACCACAAAUGAUGAUGCAGGUGGGGCAAAAUACUAACAUACCCAGCAACAAUGGGUGGAGCGGUAUGCUGACGCAGAAUCUUCAACCGGCUCCCGGUAGCAAUCCCUUCUUCAAUUUGCCGCAGCAACCGCAACCCGCUGCGUUCGCCACUCAGUUGCCGCAACAAAUGGCGCAGAUGUCCCUGGGCGACAUGAACUUCGCUGCCGCGACGACGGGCAAGCCCGCGGCUGCCGCGCUACCUGGGCAAACCCUCUCCACCAAUUUAUGGCAGUAAACAGAUAUUACGGAUAUCGUUAGCCUGUUGAUUAUCUCAUUCAGUGUUGCAUACUAGUGUCGACAGUUUAUUAUCCGAUGUAAUAACGUUUCCAUGUCCGCUCUCGUCGGACUCGUUGCUCUGGAAAGUCAUAGAACGGACGGAAGCGCGAAAGUGCAAGAGGGGGAGGAGGGAGGGGGAGGCGAACUGUCGUUCGAAUGUUGUCCCGUGUGCAAAACAUAAUUCGUGGAUAUGUGUAUAGUGCUUCGAGUCGAUAUAAAAUAUUUUUCUUCGGGAGCCUCGGCGCCAGUCGUAUCGUUGGAAGGGAAGGAAACCGCAAUUUUAGAGUAAAACCGAUCUCUGAACUGGAGUUCCUCGCGAGGGAGUUAGUCCGUGUGUGAUGCUAGAUCCUGUACCUCAUGAUGCGAGUUAUGUUGCUACAAUAUUGAGAGCUUUUUUGUAUUUGCGAAUUGAAGUACAUGCCAGGGUCCAUUCUCUCAGCAUAACACAGAAUAUUAUUCGUUUCGGGUUGGCGAUCACGGGAAAACGGUGUAAUUCUACGGGGAUAAUUCUCGGCUUUCGCUGCUGCUGCUGCACGGGAAAGUGCGAGUUUACUGAAACUGGAAAUCAGAAUUACAACUGGCGUUCUCGGGCGGGCUAGCAGUGUACGUUUUCUCGCGUCGGGUAGCACCGACGGAAAGUUUAUCGAGUUUGUUGGAAUUGCGCCGAUUUCCAGACGCCUAUUUCAAAUAGAGAUGCACACGUGCAUGUAGAAAGUUCCAGCAGAAAUGUGACAAGACUUGGACAUCUUCGACAUCCUUAUUUUUAAGGUACUAUAACCGACACGUGCAAUAUGUGUCCACAUUUAUCCUGUAUUAUUGGUGAAUAAAUGCAAGGAUAACGUAAAUGCGACAUUCGACGCAUUUUAUUUAAGGAUAGAAUAUUAUUGUUGUAACGAUCAUUGAAUUCGGUAAUCGUUCGCUAUAAAUAUCUACGAGAGAAAGCCGUGAAUCAUGCAUUGAUGCUACGGAUUCUCAACAGUUGAGUUGAUUUUUCAUUGAGCAAUGAUGCACGAAAAUUAUAUCUCGCGUAAAAAAUGUGUUCCACCGAAUUUUCGGGUUCUAGAGAGAAUCUUUAAAAAAGAUAUUUUGCGAUUGCAGAUAAUCGAAUAAUGAGAAUAAUUUGAUCGUUUAAUAUAUCUUUAUAUAUAUUAAUGUUUAAUUAACUACUGUUUCUCUUGAACAAAGAAAACAGGUUGAUAUUACUAUUUUAAUCAACCUUCAAAUUAUUUAUUCCGUUUCGUGGCGCUCAUGCUGGAAAAUCAAUCAUAUGAAGAGCAAUUUUUAUCGACACGUUAUUCAUGUGUGAAGAUUUAUCUGAUAUACGAAAGGCACUACUACUUAGGUGUAACCGCAGCCCGUCUUUCAAGAUACCGAUGAAUGCCUGUCUAGGCGUGCGCACUUUCUCGAUUACUGGUCUCGCAUAGAACUGAAUUUUGUAAUUUACAUGUAAUUUACAAAGAAAUUAAGAGCUGAAAAUACAAACUGAGCAAUCGAGUCGAAUUCUUCACGAGUUUGUUUCAAUUGAAAUUUUAUUCGUUACUGAACGAUUCGCUUUUCUUUAACUCUUGAUCACAAAAUCCAGAUACAAGUCCAAGACAGAUCUGUAGUCAAGAAAAUCUGCGCGGUACGUGGAACACCAUACGUGAGUAGGAGCGAGACGCGGUAUUUUCGGCCGAGUAUUUUCAAUUAACGAUCCCUUUGGAAAAGUGAUAUAAUCAAUAGAAAUUAUACUACAAGGGAGACUUAAAAAAGCGCAUCUUAAUUGUUGCCUACGGUUAAAAAGCCGUUAUUUAUAUGGAUUAUUAUUAUGAUAAGUGAUUAUGAAUGGUGUGUACUUGCGCAUUCAAAUAUAACUACAUUUUAUUGUAAUUUAAUUAUAUUAUUACUGGUCUUUUUUGAAAUGUUAAGUAGAAUGAAUGAAACAUUUCGUGGCACAUUUCGAAAGAAAUGUCGAAAUCGACAAUAAGUUACUCCAUUAACGCGUCUUUCUCUUUCCCUCUCUCUCUCUCUUGACAAUUUUCUAUAUUAAAUUUGUCAAGUGUCGCAUUCAACAAUUUCGUGCGUUUCACAUGUGUUAAUACAUGUUUACUAAUUCUGGCAUUUCUUGUAAAAGAACAUAAGAGAAAAAAAGUGCAUAUUUCUCUAGAGUCUAGAGCUUCAAAAUCACGAUUAAAAACGUACACAUAAUUCUAUAAUGAGGGAGAUAGAAGAGCAUCGCAGACAUUCGUGUAUCCUACGAUCAAACUCUGUACAACAAAAUUUAGUAAAUAUACGGAAAAUGCAACAACACAA
Molecule: messenger RNA, 4428 nt
Organism: Ooceraea biroi (clonal raider ant)
Lineage: Eukaryota; Metazoa; Arthropoda; Insecta; Hymenoptera; Formicidae
Product: stromal membrane-associated protein 1
Cellular component (GO): cytoplasm
Molecular function (GO): metal ion binding; GTPase activator activity
Source: RefSeq, a predicted model, not a curated record